Molecule: messenger RNA, 1135 nt
Organism: Hevea brasiliensis (rubber tree)
Lineage: Eukaryota; Viridiplantae; Streptophyta; Magnoliopsida; Malpighiales; Euphorbiaceae
Exons: 10
Coding region: 101-982 (293 amino acids)
Biological process (GO): protein transport to vacuole involved in ubiquitin-dependent protein catabolic process via the multivesicular body sorting pathway; protein targeting to vacuole
Cellular component (GO): ESCRT-0 complex
Molecular function (GO): ubiquitin binding; phosphatidylinositol-3-phosphate binding; metal ion binding
Source: RefSeq, a predicted model, not a curated record
UGAAGGAAAACAAAAAAAGGAAAGAAAAUUCCACUCCCUGCUUAUUCGGAGCUGAAAAUAACGAGACUCGGCUGCCGAGGGGGAGGAUCUGAGACCAGAAAUGGCGUUGGAGCCUCUGCCUUUCCAGGAAGCGGAUCGCUGUGACGUCUGUAAAUGCAGCUUCAGCGCUUUCCGGCGAAGGCAUCAUUGCCGUCGUUGUGGAAGGACAUUAUGCCACGAACAUUCGUCAAAUCAAAUGGCUCUACCUCAAUUUGGAAUCCACUCCUGUGUUAGAGUUUGCGCUGAUUGUUUUAAUGAUUCUACUUGGUCAGGAAAUGUUGAUCCACAGGCUUCCUCAGAUGCGGUUAAUUCUGUAACAGAUAAAGUUUCUAUAUUAGACAUUGGUACAGAAACAAAUUCCAAAACAGAUACAGAGACCCAGCAUUAUUCUGUUGCUGGUGUUAUAGAGUGCAAGUGUGGGAUGCCUUUAUGCAUAUGUGAACCUCCAGCUCCUACUGUAGAUGCACCUCACUUACAGAUGAAAAGCCCUUCUACCAAUAUUUCUCAAUCAAAUCCAAAGCCAAAAAAGACAGGUGCCAUCCCUAAGAACAGAGGUUCCACUUCAAACAGCAAUUCUAGUUCUGUUUUCAAUCAUGGUCAAAUGACAAAUGGUGGUAUUGAUAAACCUCAGAUGGAUUAUGAAGUAAAUGGGGAGGGUUUGAGGGAAGCCAUAAAGAAUGGUGACAGUGCUGCAGUCAAGAAGCUACUCAGUGAGGAUGUGGAUGCAAAUUAUCGUGACAAGCAAGGACUGUCUGUAUUACAUUUGGCAGCACUCUUUAACCGAACUGACAUAGCUUUUUCGCUCAUGGAAUCUGGAGCAAGCCUGGACUACAAGAAUGCACAAGGCGAAACUCCGCUGGACUGUGCUCCUCCAACUUUGCAAUACAAGAUGAGAAAGAAAAUGGAAGAACAUGGGCGGCAGGGCCCACAUAACACCAUCUGAGACUGAGAGUAUGUGCAUCCCUUUUUUUUCCUUUAAUCUGCACAUGCAAUGCAAAUUGUUCAUCCCCUCGAGAAAUUGUUUUUAUUAAUUUCUGCAUGGAGUUGUAUUAUGUAAAUUGUGCAUGGAGUGUCCAAUAGAAUACUCUCUCUCUCU